AUUGGUAGUACUAACAAUUUGUUGACAGGUAGUUAACGUUUCUCGUUGCGAAUGGUUUCAGCAAAAUAAACCAGGAUGAGCGCCGUUAAUCUGCGCCAACAGAAAUUGGAGCAACAGCGUCAAUUGAUGGAACAGAAGAUGCGCCAGAAAAGGCAAACACUUGGUAUGGUUCAAGCCUCAGACGCCCGUGCUUCUUCAGCUAAAGGCCCAAAUGGGUUUCAGCCGAGGCUUUCGCUCCCGUCACGAGGAAGAGAACUGCAUGGAUAUGACGGGCCCCUGCAGUUCACUAUGGAGCCAGGGAAUCCAGAUCUGGUGAUAUCAUUACCGGCGAAUGGUUCAGAAGCUUCACACCGCGAGGAAAACGAUGUUUGUCAAGUAGAGACUUUGCAACUAGGGGAUCAAGACCAAGAUGUUGAAGAUGAAGAAUCUACACCAGUAUCUCCACCAACCCCAGUCAACACCUUGGCCCUUGCUGUGGCACCAUCGGCUGAUUCAAACUUCAUCACACUCAGCUCAAAUGAGCGGGAAAUAGAAGGUGAUGUUGAAGGAAGCCUGGAGACUUUUGUUUUGGAACCAGGAACUCAAGGUGUUCACUAUAAGUGUAGAAUAACAAGGGACAGAAAGGGAAUGGAUCGUGGCUUAUAUCCAACAUACUUUUUACAUCUUGAGCGUGAUUAUGGUAAAAAGGUGUUUUUGCUAGCUGGCAGAAAACGUAAGAAGAGCACAACAAGUAACUACCUCAUAUCUACAGAUCCAACUGAUUUAUCAAGAACUGGAGAGUCCUAUGUUGGGAAGUUAAGAUCCAACCUGCUAGGAACUCAUUUCACAGUUUACGACAAUGGCUAUUCUCCCAAAAAAGCUGAGUCAAAAGAAGAUUGGAAACGUUCACCUCGACAGGAAUUGGCUGCUGUAGUCUAUGAUACAAAUGUUCUUGGCUUCAAAGGUCCAAGGAAAAUGACAGUUAUAUUGCCGGGGAUGACUCAAGAGCACAAGAGGGUACAAAUCUGCCCUCAAGAUGAACAUGAAGGUUUGCUGGAGUGCUGGCGAAAUAAAAAUAUGGAUAAUCUCAUAGAGCUUCAUAAUAAAACACCAGUAUGGAAUGAUGACACACAGUCAUAUGUGCUGAACUUCCAUGGGAGAGUCACUCAGGCAUCAGUAAAAAAUUUCCAGAUUGUUCAUGACAGUGAUGUUGAUUACAUAGUAAUGCAGUUUGGUCGUAUUUCCGAAGAUGUCUUCACAAUGGAUUACCGAUAUCCUAUGUGUGCACUACAAGCGUUUGCUAUUGCUUUAAGCAGUUUUGAUAGCAAGUUAGCGUGUGAGUGACAGUUUAGAAGCAUGCAAAGUUUUAUGAUAAUCGUACAUUAUCAAACAAUGGAACCCGAAGAUAUGAAGAUGAAUAUGCUGUAGCAGUAUGCAGGAAAGAAUGUUACUUCUUAAAUCCACGUGAUUGCAUUUUUACAAUUUGCAGUACCAGUCAUCACAAGAUAGACACUGUUGUAUGUGCCACGUGUGUGGCUGGAGCACGCACAAUCAUUGUACACUUUGAGUAGAACUGCUAGUUUGUCUUUUUUAAUGUAUGUGUGCUGUGUGGAGAUAACAGUAUUUAUAUUUCAUACGUAUGUGACCUUUAAGAUGACGGUUUCUAGUCCUAAGCAAAACAUGAUACAAUUUAUAUUUUUUUAAUGGUAUUUUAAUGACAUAUGAAGACUUGAUUUAUGUCACAGUUCAUAAUAUUUGUGUAUAAUUUGGCAUGCAGUUGCUUGUCAGUCUGCAGCAAACUUAAGUAUAAAGUUGCACAUGUCAGAAAAGUCUUUCAAUAUUUUACCUCUCAUAAGAAAAUAAUGCCAUUGCAUGA
This is a messenger RNA of Schistocerca americana (American grasshopper), 1855 nucleotides long. RefSeq names its product protein king tubby (gene ktub). The coding region runs from base 76 to 1323 and encodes 415 amino acids. The transcript has 9 exons. Gene Ontology annotation, cellular component: cilium. The record is from RefSeq and is a predicted model, not a curated record. Gene Ontology annotation, biological process: protein localization to cilium. NCBI's taxonomy places the organism in Eukaryota, Metazoa, Arthropoda, Insecta, Orthoptera, Acrididae.